Molecule: messenger RNA, 393 nt
Organism: Closterium sp. Yama58-4
Lineage: Eukaryota; Viridiplantae; Streptophyta; Zygnematophyceae; Desmidiales; Closteriaceae
Source: the annotation of a GenBank genome assembly
AUGUGGAAAGUAGGAUUAGUGGUGGAAGCGGAACUGCACGUGGCUGUAGAGUUGUGCAUUUUAACGCUGCCGCUUGCAGAGUUGCGCACGGUGCCCGCUGCAACGGAGGAACUGCGUACAGCCGAUGCUAAUCUGCGCACACCGGCUGAUUUGGUAACAGACACUAUCGUGACGAGAACGCGCUCCGCGUUGGCUGUGGAGUUGCGCUGCCCGCGUUUGGCGAAGCUUUAUGAGGUUGGGCGCGAGUUGGGGCGCAGCCACUUCGGGGUCGUGCGACUGUGCGAAGACCGUGCGAUGGGCAAGCGAUUCGCGUGCAAGACGAUACUACUGAGCGGCGUGCAGGUGAGUUGCACAACAUUGCGAAAGUCCAAACUCCAAGAUGUUGCGUGCUAG